Messenger RNA from Rhinichthys klamathensis goyatoka, 794 nucleotides. RefSeq names its product NAD(P)(+)--arginine ADP-ribosyltransferase 2-like. The record is from RefSeq and is a predicted model, not a curated record. The transcript has 2 exons. Gene Ontology annotation, molecular function: NAD+ poly-ADP-ribosyltransferase activity; NAD+-protein-arginine ADP-ribosyltransferase activity. NCBI's taxonomy places the organism in Eukaryota, Metazoa, Chordata, Actinopteri, Cypriniformes, Leuciscidae. The coding region runs from base 24 to 794 and encodes 256 amino acids.
CUGAGGGAUUUGAAUGAAUCAAGAUGCGGCUGAUCAUUGAAGCUCUUCUUCUCAUUUUAGCUGCUCUAGGACAGGAUCACAGCGCUGCUGCCGGACAGAUAUUUCCAUUGGAUAUGGCACCGAAUUCUGUCGAUGACUAUUAUUCCGGCUGUAGAGGGAAAAUGGCACAUCUGGUGAAGACGAAAUAUCUGAAGAAGGAAAUCUCCAACUCAGCUAAAUUUAAAUAUUAUUGGCAAAAUAGUGCAAAUAUUGUCAAGUUUCCAAAAGAUCAUUUAACAAGGAAUCAGUUAAUCGCCAUUCACGUGUACACUGGUAAAUACAUAUAUAGUCAAUUUAAUGAAGAAACUCGUUACGGUAAAAACCAUUACAAACACAAGACAUUCAAAUGGUAUUCACUUUACUUUCUGUUAACAGAAGCAAUACAGAUUCUGAAGAAAACACAGAAUAAAUGCUAUUAUACUUAUCGUGGUAAUAAAGUUGAAUUUAAUAAGAACAUUCUGAACAAAGAGGUUCGAUUCGGCUCAUUUACAUCCUCAUCUCUUGAUCGCAAAGUAACUCAAGGUUUUGGAAGUACAUCUUGUUUUGAAAUCUACACCUGUGAAAGUGCUGAGCUGACAAAGUACUCUCAGUAUCCUUACAUUAAAGAGGUGCUGAUUCCUCCAUAUGAGACGUUUAAAGUCACUGCUGUCAGAACAAAAAAAUAUAAUAAAAAUCUCUGGUGUGACACUGUGUACACUUUGAAAAGCACUGGAAAAGUAAGUUACCAGAACUGUGCUCUAUUCAAGAAACAUUAA